AUGGCUCCUUCCCCGAACAUCGCCCGCUCCUAUACCCCCUCCCGCUCGCCAAACUCGCCAUCGCCGGCACUGCACCCAGCAGCGCGCACCGCGACACACGCACCGUGCGGACACAGGCUGCGCGUUCCCGCUGCGCUCUGGCCACCCGUUCUAACAAUACUCAUCACAAAAGAGCGGCGGCCCUGUCCACCCCUCCUUAUUGUUCUCCACGCCAAACUUUCUGCCUUUCUGUCCCGCCAGCCGUUCAUCUCCGACCCAUCUGCAGUCGGCUAUCCCAAGAGGAUAGUCCACCCACGUCAGAUCCUUCAAUCCCACCUCACCGCCAGCGGGAUGAUCGCCGUCUACAAUCUCGACAAUGGGGGCGGUCCUGGCACCGGUGCCCUCGGUGGGCCUCCAAUGCAGCAUAACUACAAACGAGCAGUAUACCGUGCUGCCCCACAAGCAUUCUCCACAGAGGUCCUGCCGCCCACCAAAGUCGGCAGCAGCUUCGCGUACGGCCUGCGCAUCUACCCCAUCACAGGCCCCGAGCUCCCCGACGACCAGUCCGGGCAAUCCAGCGGCUCCAGCGGCUCUAUGCACACCGAAUACGACGUCUGGCGCCGCUGGGAAGACUGCCUCUGGUUCCAAGAGAUCAUCGAGGAAGAGUACGAGCAAAUGGCGCGCGCAAAGCGCUCACGGCUCGCCGCAGGCAAGGGCGUGAAGAAGAACGGCGUGUACGUCCACUCGGACCAGGCCGCGUCGUUCGAGUCCCUCCCGCCGGGCCCCGAGGCGGCCAGCAUCGCCAAGGGCAUCCACGAGAUCAUCCCCAAGCUCACCAAGAAGGGCACGUUCUUCCGCGCGAGCCAGAGUACCGUCGACCAGCGCGGACGCGAGUUCUGCGCGAUGAUUCAGGCGCUGUUCGCGGAUGACGUGCCGACGCUCGUCAGGGAGCUCCGCGAGACCCGGCUCGUGCGCGAUUUCUUUGGGUACUGGCGCCGCGACAAGGACCUUGAGCGUAAGCGCAACGUGCGCCCGGCCUCGAGCCCGGGCGCGGGCGCGAAGAUGGGCGUGCGCAGCUCGUCCGCGAGCACGAUGAGCAUGUACUUCUCCGCGUCGAACCUCUCACUCGCCAUGGCCGAGCCCCCACCAAGCCUGCCCCGCUCACGCCCACACACCAGCCCGAGCGCGCCCAUGCCCGCAUCCGCGCCUCCCGACCUCUCCGCCUCCUCAUCCAGCACCGGCAGCCUCUCGCCCACGACGCCAACGCAGGAGAUCCCCGCACCGAUGCACUUCUCCGUGUCGGACCGCGGCUCGCUCGCCCUCGCGCACCCGCCCUCCGAGGACGAGCUCCAAGCGCGGUACUCUAUCGGCCCGCGCAGCGUCUCGUCCAAGAUGUCGUCUCUGCGCUGGUCCCGCGCGACCUCGAAGCAGGACGGCGCGGCGCUCAUCGACGACCUUCCAUUCGUGUUCGUGCCGGAGUCUCAGGGCUACCGCGAUGAGAACCAUGGCGGGCUGCAGUCGCUGCCUGAGGAUCAAGAGUAUGUGCCAGAGGUGAGCGGCCUGACGGCCGCCGCGCGCGACGCGCCCCUCCCCGCCCGCAGGCCGCGCGGCAACUCGUGUCCCGAGCGUGACAACCGCAACGUUGCCGUCUACGUCCCUCCAUCGUCUCGCUCGCAGGUACAGACGCAGCCCACCGCCUCGCGCUCGCGCUCACGCCCAUCUUCACCCGCGCCGUCCACCGCCGCCGUCGUGGAAUCCGCACGGCCGGAAUCUGUGCUCUCGGACGUGUCGCUGCGCUCGUCCUCGGGCUGGCGCGACUCGGUGGCGUCCGACUUGAGCGUCGCGACGGAGAUCGCGUCCGGCAUGCCGUGCGGAGCCUAUUCUGAGAAUGGACAUGAGGGCACGGUGCGCGCGCGUUCGUCAGGGGUGUAUCGGCAUGCGGCGCGUGCGUCGGUUGCGACGAUGAAUUCGCUCAUGUCGGGGUACUCGGUCGAUGCGGUUUUGCCUAGGAGGGCGUCGCCGCCGCCGCCGCCGCCGAUUGCACGGCGGUCGCAGCUGCCUGUGGGGUCGCGUCGGCCGGUGACGGUGAAGCUGGUACCGCGUGAGGAGGUGUGGUGUGAGGCGCAUGAGGAGCUGUUGGAUGCUUAUUUUGAUGAGAUGAGCCUCCGCUCGGCAUCCCCUGUAGACUCGGCGUACCGCUUCCCGCGGGAAGAGACCUCAAGCAGACUUGGCGAGCGCACCAUCGCGCCGUCGUACGCACCCAAAGCCUCGCCGUCACCCCAGCCCUCACUCACCCCCACCGUCUCCACCAAAUCCAACCCACUAAACCCCGACUCGAUCACCGUCAAAGCGAUCCUCGACGACUCCAUCGUGCUCGUGCGCGUGUCCUGCUCCAUGUCCUUCCUCGAGGUGCGCGCGCGGAUCCAGGAAAAGUUUGCGAACCAGGAGGGGAUCCCGCUCCCGGAUAGGUUCGCCAUCGCGUAUGCGCCGCCUGUUGACCGCGCUAGGUAUGCGCGCGGCCGUGCGCGUUCGAAUUCGGCGUCGACGGUUGGGAGUGGGCAGGUGCAGCCGUUGCGGUAUAUCGCGUCGGAUGAGGAGUGGCAUACUGCUGUUGUGGGCUGCGCGUCCAAGCUCACUGUUCGCAUCUUCCAGUCCCGGAAUUAAUCUCUCCCAUCGUGUUGUUGUUAAUUAGGUUGUUGAUGUCCACCCUUACGAUUAUUCAUGACUUCCUCAUGCUGCACCUGCUCCUCUGCUGUGCUUAGUCUAUUCCGGGUGUACUGUACAUCUUCGCAUUUUGACAUAAUGUAGCUGUUG
This is a messenger RNA of Laetiporus sulphureus 93-53, 2793 nucleotides long. RefSeq lists its product as uncharacterized. NCBI's taxonomy places the organism in Eukaryota, Fungi, Basidiomycota, Agaricomycetes, Polyporales, Laetiporaceae. The record is from RefSeq and is a predicted model, not a curated record. The transcript has 6 exons. Gene Ontology annotation, molecular function: phosphatidylinositol binding. Bases 1 to 2643 code for a protein of 880 amino acids.